CCGAGAGGAGAGGAAAUUGCGGCCGCCCUGGAACCUGGAUAUCGCGCGAGGCAAGCUGCGCGCGGGCGGGCGGGCUAUGGCGCAGGCGGGUUGCGGGGCCGGCGCUGGUGGCGGGGCCCGGUGCAUGGCGGUCUGUCUGCGGAGUCGCCCUCGGGGGCUGUCAGAUUUGUGACCCAGAAGGCAAUCUGUUGGUGCUGGCCAGCAGCCAACUUCAUGUCUCAGUACACGAGCAGCAGUUUGCCAUGGAGAGCUUGGGGCUGCAGACGGUGACCCUCAGUGAUGGGACAACAGCCUAUGUCCAGCAAGCUGUCAAAGGAGAGAAGCUGCUUGAAGGGCAAGUGAUCCAGCUUGAGGACGGGACCACCGCAUACAUCCACCAAGUGACAGUGCAGAAAGAACCUCUCUCCUUUGAGGAUGGACAACCUGUGCAACUGGAAGACGGCAGCAUGGCCUACAUACACCGCACACCCAAAGAGGGCUAUGACCCCAGUGCCCUGGAAGCUGUCCAGCUGGAAGACGGCUCCACUGCCUACAUCCACCACCCUGUGGCUGUGCCAUCGGACAGCACCAUCCUGGCUGUGCAGACAGAGGUGGGCUUGGAAGACCUGGCAGCAGAGGAUGAGGAGGGCUUCAGUGCAGACACGGUGGUGGCUCUGGAGCAAUACGCCAGCAAGGUUCUGCAUGACAGCCAGACUCCCCAUAACGGCAAAGGGCAGCAGGUUGGAGACAGAGCGUUCCGCUGUGGCUACAAGGGCUGUGGGCGUCUCUACACCACUGCUCAUCACUUAAAGGUGCACGAACGAGCUCACACAGGUGACCGUCCAUACAGGUGUGACUUCCCCAGCUGUGGAAAGGCCUUUGCCACAGGCUACGGGCUGAAGAGCCACGUUCGCACCCACACCGGUGAGAAACCGUACAAGUGCCCAGAGGAGCUGUGCAGCAAGGCCUUCAAGACGUCAGGAGACCUGCAGAAGCACGUCCGUACCCACACCGGUGAACGCCCGUUCCGGUGCCCCUUUGAGGGCUGCGGCCGCUCCUUCACCACGUCUAACAUCCGCAAGGUACACGUGCGCACCCACACAGGCGAGCGGCCCUACACCUGCCCGGAGCCCCACUGUGGCCGCGGCUUCACCAGCGCGACCAACUACAAGAACCACGUGCGCAUCCACACAGGGGAGAAGCCAUACGUUUGCACGGUGCCAGGCUGUGGGAAGCGCUUCACCGAGUACUCGAGCCUGUACAAGCACCACGUGGUGCACACACACUGCAAGCCCUAUACCUGCAGCACCUGCGGCAAGACCUACCGGCAGACCUCCACCUUGGCCAUGCACAAGCGCAGCGCCCACGGCGAGCUGGAGGCCACAGAGGAGAGCGAGCAGGCCCUCUAUGAGCAGCAGCAGCUUGAGGCUGCCUCUGCUGCCGAGGAGAGCCCGCCACCCAAACGACCCCGCAUUGCUUACCUUUCGGAGGUGAAGGAAGAGGGUGAUGACAUCCCAGCCCAAGUGGCCAUGGUGACCGAGGAGGAUGGGGCCCCCCAGGUGGCUCUGAUCACUCAGGAUGGUGCCCAGCAGGUCAGCCUGUCCCCGGAAGACCUGCAGGCCCUGGGGAGUGCCAUCAGUAUGGUGACCCAGCAUGGCAGUACCACCCUCACCAUCCCCAGUCAUGAAGACGACCUGGCCGCAUCUGGCGCACAUACGGUCACCAUGGUCAGCGCCGAUGGCACCCAGACGCAGCCCGUCACAAUCAUUACCUCUGGGGCUGUGGUAGCUGAGGACUCAAGUGUAGCAUCCCUUCAUCAUCAACAGGUGGCGUUGCUGGCCACAGCCAAUGGCACGCACAUUGCGGUGCAGCUGGAGGAGCAGCAGACUUUGGAGGAAGCCAUCAGCGUGGCCACCGCUGCCAUGCAGCAAGGGGCCGUGGCCCUGAAGACCACAGUGUCGGAGAGCGGCUGCUGAGCGCAAGAGGGCUGGGUCCUGCGCCAUGAUAGAGGAGGUGUCAUGCUACACAGGCAUUCUUGCUUCCAGGGGCCCAGGCUGUGGCUGCCACACGUGGAAGGUGGCCACAUAGGUCUCCAGGGCAAGAAGGCGGCAGGCAAACAGCCUAACUGGCGGGCGCCCCACCCAAGAGGAGGGCCAGGCGGCCAGAACUGGGGAGCAUGUCAUCCUUGGGAGCUGAGAACGAGCCUGAUCACCAGGCUGCACUGGGGUACCCUCCCCUCAAAAUCAGUGGGGUGUCCUUCUAGAGAACACCCUUCCUGCCCUCAGUCCACUCCCCUUCUCAGGUGGAAAUCGGGGCUGCCGCGGGGACUGGCCCUGCGCCCUGACGGUCAUUGCCUGCCGGGGGAGGGGCAGGCAGCUCUUCCGCCCCGUGGGAGCAGAGCAGGCCCAGCCCUGCCCUCCCAGCAAUAACCACCUCCCUUGAGGCCAGCCAGGAUGCCGGGCUACUUGGCACAGGGGCUUCCUGCCACCGCAGUCAGAAUUAAUUCCUCAGGGGCCUGUGGCUGGAGAAAAGGUGCCCGGCCCCCACCACCCCCAGCUGCCCCCCAGCCUCUCUGUGGCAGAGAGGCAGGGAGCAGCCCUGUAAAUAGACUGCAGCGGAUUGGGUUUAAUUUGUUUAGUUUUUUUAAUUCCAUUUUGAUAAUUUUUUUUUUCCUGCUCUGGGUGAUGGUGGCAGAUGGGUGAAUGAGUAUUUAAUAAAAGUUCCGAGUUUCUACC
Propithecus coquereli (Coquerel's sifaka) is the source of this 2714-nucleotide messenger RNA. RefSeq names its product zinc finger protein 76 (gene ZNF76). Gene Ontology annotation, biological process: central nervous system development; regulation of transcription by RNA polymerase II. Gene Ontology annotation, molecular function: DNA-binding transcription factor activity, RNA polymerase II-specific; RNA polymerase II cis-regulatory region sequence-specific DNA binding. Gene Ontology annotation, cellular component: nucleus. The transcript is spliced from 14 exons. The record is from RefSeq and is a predicted model, not a curated record. The coding region runs from base 243 to 1955 and encodes 570 amino acids. Lineage: Eukaryota; Metazoa; Chordata; Mammalia; Primates; Indriidae.